Molecule: messenger RNA, 1209 nt
Organism: Entrophospora candida
Lineage: Eukaryota; Fungi; Glomeromycota; Glomeromycetes; Entrophosporales; Entrophosporaceae
Source: the annotation of a GenBank genome assembly
AUGUCCAAGUUUAAACCAACAGAAAUAGACAAAGAAAUAAUUAGAAAUGCCAAUAUUCGUGGCAAAAUUAAGAAUGUCAUUCAUUUUUCCUACGAUAAAAAACCUUACGCGAUAGUUAUUAAUAAAAUAUCUCGCUUAUAUGCAAUUAGGUUAAUCAAUUAUAAAGACGAAGGUGAAUAUGGAGUAGAAAUAUUAGCGGUUAAAAGAUUUCCAAACUUGGUGGAGUUUUAUCGAACAAAGGAAGAUGUUGAGAAUAAAGCCAAAGAAAUUCAAGAUAAUAAUAACCGAGAAAUAUACGAAUGCAAAUACAAAUUUGAAACGUACGAGGAUGAUAUGGAAAAUAACAUAUUAAUAAUUGGAAGGACAGGCAGUGGCAAAUCUUCUUUGGCUAAUGUAAUCAGCAAUGCUAAUGAAUUCGGAGAAAGCAGUGGCUCGAUUAGCAAAACUAAAAAUUUCCAAAUCAAAGAUUUUGAAUGGAAAAAAAGUGAAUAUCGAGUGAUUGAUACUAUCGGACUUGGUGAUACUAAUUUAUCACCCAAGAAAGUCAUAAUCAAAUUGGCAGAGGCUAUUUACUCAAUGAAAAGAGGGAUAAAACAAGUAUUUGUGGUAGUGGGAGGAAAAUUUACCGAAGAAGAAAUAGAACUUUUUGAAUUGGCCGAGAAGAUUUUUGAAAAAAAAAUUAUUAAAUACACGACUAUUGUGAGAAGCAAAUUUGACUGUUUCGAGGAACCUGAAAAAUGUAAAGAAGAUAUAGACGAUUUAAAAAAAGAGAAUAAAAAAAUCGCUGAUUUGAUUAGUCGCUGUAAUGGAAUCAUAUAUGUGAACAAUCCCCCGUUAAGCGGCAGUAAAAAAAGACGAGAAAUUGAUCAAGCAGACAGAAAAAAAUCAAGAGAAGUAUUAUUGAAUCAUUUGAACACUCAUUGUCAAAAAAUUUACAAAAUGGAUCAUUGGGAUGAGAUUUGCGUAGGAAUUAAUGAUUACAUGAAUGCAAAAAAAUAUAAAGAAGAAAAAGAAUCUUCACAAAACUUAUUGGCCGAUGUAUUAAUUAAAAAAGAAAUAAAGGAACUAAAACAAGACAUCCUUGAAGAAAUAAAAUCUCAGUCAAAUAAUGUGGAAGGUGGGGAGGUGCACUGCGUAGCUAGUGUGCAAUCAUACAUGUUUAACGCAGAUGCAAUGCUCAAAAUCAAAAAAUUUUGCACGAUUAGUUAA